Messenger RNA from Sus scrofa (pig), 2875 nucleotides. It is a transcript of the gene CRBN, whose product is annotated as cereblon. Gene Ontology annotation, biological process: protein ubiquitination. The record is from RefSeq and is a predicted model, not a curated record. Gene Ontology annotation, cellular component: Cul4A-RING E3 ubiquitin ligase complex. Lineage: Eukaryota; Metazoa; Chordata; Mammalia; Artiodactyla; Suidae.
CGCGGCGGCAGCAGCGCGGCGCGGACCCUCCCCCGGCUGCAGGGGAGCCGCCCUGUCCCAGGCUCCUCCGCGGGUAAACAGACAUGGCCGGCGAGGGGGAUCCGCAGGACGCUGCGCACGACAUGGGCAAUCACCUGCCGCUCCUACCUGCAGAGGAUGAGGAAGAAGAUGAGAUUGAAAUGGAAGUUGAAGACCAGGAUAGCAAAGAACCCAAGAAACCAAACAUCAUCAAUUUUGACACCAGUCUGCCCACAUCACAUACAUAUCUGGGCUCUGACAUGGAGGAAUUUCACGGCAGGACUCUGCACGACGAUGACAGCUGUCAGGUGAUUCCAGUGCUGCCACAGGUGAUGAUGAUUCUGAUUCCUGGGCAGACUCUGCCUCUUCAGCUCUUCAGUCCCCAAGAAGUCAGUAUGGUGCGGAAUUUAAUUCAGAAGGAUAGAACCUUUGCAGUUCUCGCAUACAGUAAUGUACAGGAAAGGGAAGCACAGUUUGGAACAACAGCAGAGAUAUACGCUUAUCGAGAAGAACAGGAUUUCGGAAUUGAAAUUGUGAAAGUGAAAGCAAUAGGAAGACAAAGAUUCAAAGUCCUUGAAAUCAGGACACAGUCAGACGGAAUCCAGCAAGCUAAAGUGCAAAUUCUUCCUGAAUGUGUGUUGCCUUCAACCAUGUCUGCAGUUCAGUUAGAAUCCCUCAAUAAGUGCCAGAUAUUUCCUUCAAAACCUGUCUCAUGGGAAGACCAGUGUUCAUAUAAAUGGUGGCAGAAAUACCAGAAGAGAAAGUUUCAUUGUGCAAAUUUGACUUCAUGGCCUCGCUGGCUGUAUUCUUUAUAUGAUGCUGAAACCUUAAUGGAUAGAAUUAAGAAACAGCUACGUGAAUGGGAUGAAAAUCUAAAAGAGGAUUCUCUUCCUUCAAAUCCAAUAGAUUUUUCUUACAGAGUAGCUGCUUGUCUUCCUAUCGAUGAUGUAUUAAGAAUUCAGCUCCUUAAAAUUGGCAGUGCCAUCCAGCGACUUCGCUGUGAACUAGACAUCAUGAACAAAUGUACAUCUCUUUGCUGUAAACAAUGUCAAGAAACAGAAAUAACAACCAAAAAUGAAAUAUUCAGUUUAUCUUUAUGUGGGCCGAUGGCAGCUUACGUGAAUCCUCAUGGAUAUGUGCAUGAGACGCUUACCGUGUAUAAGGCCUCCAACUUGAAUCUGAUAGGUCGUCCUUCAACAGAGCACAGCUGGUUUCCUGGGUAUGCUUGGACCAUUGCUCAGUGUAAGAUCUGUGCGAGCCAUAUUGGAUGGAAGUUUACAGCCACCAAGAAAGACAUGUCACCUCAAAAAUUCUGGGGUUUGACUCGAUCUGCUCUGUUGCCCACAAUCCCAGACACUGAAGAUGACAUAAGCCCAGACAAAGUAAUACUCUGCUUAUAAACAAAUAUGCUAGAGAUAGUUAUUUAACAAAUGGAUAUUCUAACAUCAGAUCUGCUUUGGAUAUUACUGCUUUUGAUGCAUACCUAAGUAAAAGGCAACAUUACUUGGAAGGUUGCAGUUUCUUAGUCAAACAGUAUUUGAAGAUUUAAACUAAAAUAUACUAUUGAAGAGGAUGAGAAACAGUCUAGAAUACUUGGUUUUUAGGAAUGUCUACUUUAGUAGCUUGGUGCCAUUAUCCUGUGGUGUCUGAUAUGCCUGGUAGCAUGUCACCAGUAGUAAGAAGGGGUUUAUCAUUUGAUCCUGACACCUGGAACAAAGUUUGGAUCAGUGCUCCAAACAGCGGAAGUUCCAAAAGCAAGGGGUGCCAAGCACAGGUACCUAUUCCUUUUUGAAAGAGGCAAGGCAAUGUACAUUAUUUUAAAAGGGCUUUGUUCAUUUUGAUUUUCUUUAGUUCCCGAGAUACUGAUUUGUAAAUUUUGAAAAUAUUAAAAGAGUUAUAAUAUUCGGUUUGAGCCCCAAAAUAAAAUUUUCAGUUCCUAACAUGUUUGUUAGUGAAAAAUAGCAUUUUGUGUAUUUGUUCACUAUUUGUUUGGUUAUUGUCCCAAAGUGUAAUUGGAAUAUAAACUACUAUGGAGCACAGAUGCUAGGACAUGUCCCCUUCAUACACCUGGAUGUAUAAUUUAUUUUAUAGGCUGUUUUGUUCAGUGUAAAUUGAAGAAACUCUAAGUACAUUUUAAGAGCAAAAAUAAAACAUGUUCUUUGCUUAAAUAAUGUAAAAUAUCUACUCAUAAGCAGAUAAUUUAGGUGUAAGAAAUAGUUUUUAAGAUAAAGUUCCAGGCGGAUUGAUUUGCCACCUACCUCUUUGCUUAAACAUUCAAGGGUUUAUGGGCUCAUUUCACAUUUGUGUGAUGUGGAUGUCAUUCACUGCUUUACCUAAUUCACUGAGAAAAGUUCAGCUAAUCAGGUACGUGUAUGCAGCCAAAAAUGAACUGUUAAGUUUAUGUUUUAAUUUAUCAAUAUUUUGUCUUUUUCCAAACAUGCAAUGGUUCUGAUUGCCUAGAUUGGAAACCUCAAUUUUGUAUCAUGUUGCAUAUUUAUGUAAAGGGAGUAAAUGAAAAGCAACUCAAGAACACUGUCCAUUGUUUAGCAUAUACCCUAGCCACACUUGCUAUGCCCCAGACGGUAAUUUCUUUCUAACCUUUACUUAUUACAACUAAUAAUAAUCUUGGUUUCUUUAUGGCUUUACUAUUUGUUCAUAUGGUCUUACACUGAACUAAAACUUCCUCUAAAGGGAUUCCAGGGAGUUCUUUGCAGUAGCAUGGCACAUAUUUUCACAUAUCUAAACCGGGUGUAGUGAAGGACCAUUGCUUUUACACUUGUCCCCUGAAGAGUGCUAUCUCAGAAUGUUCUAUAUUAUUUACUGACACUUGCAAAUAAAAUUUUCUGGUAAAUAAAAA